CAUGAUUUCUUUUGCUACCUUGUAGUUCAAAGAUAAUAAUUAUGGUGCUGAACAUGUAAAGGUUUACUACCUCUGUUCAAGUUUUAAUUACCAAAUCUUUUACUGCUGCUGUUAUUCGUUAGUCAGUGAAAGAUGGCUACAGUCAAUGAUUCAUUUCCUGGGAAUAAUCCAGGCCCACUAGACUGUAACAUGACACUUAAUCUGGAUUAUGAUACUGGGCUGGCUGCAUUAUGUGUGACGCUUGGAUUAUUCGGCCUACUAUAUACUUUUGUUGGUUAUCGUUGCUUCAAAGCGGUUAUGUUUCUAAGUGGAUUAAUAUUUGGUGGAACAGUCGUUUUCGUUUUGUGCCAAGAAGAACGAAUAUUGCAACAUACACUUUCGUUUGGUGCUAUUGUUGGUAUUUCUGUUGGCAUUGGUGUAUUGUGUGGUUUUAUAACAAUGCUUGUUAGAUAUGCUGGCUUAUUUUUACAAGGAUUCUUUUUAGGCCUGCUUGUGGCCAUUGGUGCAAUCAUAGCUUUACAAAAGUUUUACCAUCCUUCUACACCAUGGAUUCCCGUUGGAAUUUUGUUUGGAACUGGAAUUAUUUUUGCUCUGUUGACAUUAAAAUGGCAGAAACAGUUUAUUUUACUCAGUACUGCUGUUAUGGGUGCUGCACUUAUUUGUGUUUGUCUCGAGUAUUUUAUGGAAAAGUUUUUAUUAUUAAGAUAUAUAUGGGAAGCAUUAAUGGCUUCAUCGUCUACAGAUGUCUGCUGGUAUUCAUGGGUUAUUUUAGGAAUUUGGCCAAUUCUUGCAUUACUCGGUGCUGUUAUUCAAUGGAAAUUUACUGGGAAAGGAUAUGAUCACACAGACGUUAUAAUUUUGAGAGGACAAAGAAAGAGAGUUCGAACACAUUUGGUACGACAGCGUCGACGCAAUCAUUCACCUACUGAUACACUUACCUCUGUUGCUUCUGAGCCGCCGAGAUCAAGACCAAACAGUGCAAGAGCAGUAUCCCGUGAUAGAGAUCCUCAACAACAGGUUUCAAGACAUUCAAGUCAGCAAGAGAGAGGACGAGCAAGAGGUGCACAGCGUCAACAAGCUGCGGGUGCUGCUACCAACUUCGAUACUUUACCUCCGAGUUACGAUGAUGUGCAGCGCGGAGCAGGGAAGCCUGUUUCUGAAAAUGAACAAAGCCGUAUUGUAAGAACUAAACAUGGGUCUUUCAUUGCCCCCGCUGGGCAACGGCGCGCUAAUAUUCCAAACACAACGAACACAAAUGAAAACGUUGGAAAUAGACCAGCUAAUCCCCUCCGAGACCAAAUUAUUCGUAAUGCGGAAGCAGGUGUUGGAUAUACUGAUUCCUCCGAUCCAGGACCUUCUAAUCCUCCUAGAAACUCCGAACGUGGUCGUAAUAACACUCCGAGGUCUAGCAGUGCUGGAAGGAAUCAAGAACGCCCUCGACAACAAAAUAAUCAAAGUCCUAAUCGUUCACGACAAAACUCUAGUCGAGGACGUGGCGGUGCACAGCGUAGUUCAUCGAGAGGUUCUCGCUCAUCCCCAGCUCAAUCAAGAUCACGACGAGGGAACGGAGCGAGAGGUGGUUCAUCUCGGGGUCGAAGUUCAAAUUCAGGUUCAUUAGAUGAUAGACAAUCUUUACUUACAUCAGAAACGACACCGAAUGCUGGUGCGGUUUCCUCGCGCGGCAGACGACCUCGUGCAAAUGAAGCCAUGGCUGCUCAUGCAAGAAGGGUUCAAGCUGCUCAAGAAAGACGAAGACAAAAUACGUGAUACGGUUCUUCAGAUUUAAUUUUAUCAAACAGAAUGCAAUUGUGAUCACACUAGAUACUACCAAUACGAAUAGAUUGUUGGCUAACUAGCUAAUCAAAAUGAUUUUGAGAAAAAAUUGUAGAUUUUUGCGAGUUUGAAAAGUUGAGCCGAAAACCUAAUUUCUAUGUAUUUGUUUCCUUAUACUUGAUUUUUUGUCAUUUUUCAAACUGUACUCUGUUACACAUAGCGAACAUCUUCAGGAACAAUGUUCUGAAAUUCUACAAUUCAUUUCUACACACUCUGACUGAUACACAGUCAAAUUCUAAAUUUGAAUUCGAGACAUUUACUUUAUUUCCAUUUGAAAUUUAACAAAAAGUCAAAAAU
Messenger RNA from Styela clava, 2130 nucleotides. RefSeq lists its product as uncharacterized. The record is from RefSeq and is a predicted model, not a curated record. Gene Ontology annotation, cellular component: plasma membrane. Lineage: Eukaryota; Metazoa; Chordata; Ascidiacea; Stolidobranchia; Styelidae.